Chanos chanos (milkfish) is the source of this 1134-nucleotide messenger RNA. RefSeq names its product DNA-damage regulated autophagy modulator 2b (gene dram2b). Gene Ontology annotation, biological process: photoreceptor cell maintenance; regulation of autophagy. The coding region runs from base 200 to 1018 and encodes 272 amino acids. NCBI's taxonomy places the organism in Eukaryota, Metazoa, Chordata, Actinopteri, Gonorynchiformes, Chanidae. Gene Ontology annotation, cellular component: lysosome. The record is from RefSeq and is a predicted model, not a curated record. The transcript has 8 exons.
GGGGUGAUUUGAAUUUGUGUGAUCAGGGGGAUAGUUUUACGUACGUGUAAGAAAACAUCGAUAUACUGGUUUAUUGUUUUGGCUAGGUUUUUGGUUUUUAAUUGUUUUAACUAGCCAUUAAGCUAGUUUCCAACGAAAAGACUUGGACGAUUGUACUAUGAGGUGAUAGGAUAACAGCCAUAUCCACGGUCAGAACGAUAUGUGGUGGUUCCAGGAGGGUAUGUGUGCCCUGCCCGUGGCACUUGUGGUGUGGACAGCUGCUACUUUUAUUUUUGCAUACAUUACAGCUGUGGUCCUGAGACAUGUGGAUCCUCUGGUCCCCUACAUCAGUGAUACUGGAACUGUUCCUCCAGAGCGAUGCGUCUUUGGGAUCAUGCUUGAUGUGUCCGCAUUCCUUGGCGUUGCCACAAUGUAUGUGCGCUACAAACAGGUCCAAGCUCUGACUGACCAGGGCGAUACUGUGCUUCAUCGACUCAACACUGCUGGCUUGAUUUUGGGCUGGACCAGCUCCUUUGGCAUGUGCAUUGUGGCAAAUUUUCAGAAAACGACACUAUUCUCCAUGCACCUGGUAGGAGCAGUGCUGACUUUUGGUGUGGGAGCACUUUAUAUUCUGGUUCAGACAGUGCUGUCGUACCGUAUGCAGCCUCUGAUCCAUGGGAAAAGCAUCUUCUGGGCACGGCUAUCGAUUGGCCUAUGGACCUCAGCAAGCAUUAUCAGCAUGUUUGUAUCCUCUGUGAUCAUGUACAGCAGUUUGCCCGGUAUAGAUGUGUCUAAGAAGCUGCAUUGGAACCCCGGAGAAACAGGCUACACCGCGCACAUCGUGAGCACGAUCUCCGAAUGGUCCCUCGCCCUUUCCUUCAUCAGUUUCUUCCUCACCUACGUCAGAGACUUCAAAAAAAUCAACCUGAGAGCGGAGGUGGACUUGCAAAGCAGCCACCUGCAUGAUUCGCCUUACUACAAUACCUUUGCUGGUCUGAACCCAGGGGAGGCCUCUCCACUGUUGGCUGGCAGUAUUUAAGUAUGCCACCAUAUGGUGGCACAGAUGUUUCCCCAGACGAAAGCUGGAGCGCCGAUACCUUCAGCAUUGUUAUACUAUAUGCGAGAGAUAAGACGAGAUUGUGUUUUCAGAUGAUU